This is a messenger RNA of Raphanus sativus (radish), 962 nucleotides long. RefSeq names its product E3 ubiquitin-protein ligase ATL76. Bases 122 to 799 code for a protein of 225 amino acids. Gene Ontology annotation, molecular function: transferase activity. NCBI's taxonomy places the organism in Eukaryota, Viridiplantae, Streptophyta, Magnoliopsida, Brassicales, Brassicaceae. The transcript has a single exon. The record is from RefSeq and is a predicted model, not a curated record. Gene Ontology annotation, biological process: protein ubiquitination.
CAAGCAUAUAUAUAAGACCACUCUGUAUUCCACAAAACAUUAAGAAGAAAUAACCAAACAAAGGCAAGCAAAGCAGAGAGAAGAGACUUUGAUUCAAAACUUGUUCAAAGAGAGUAACAAAAUGUCUGCAAAUGAUUUACCUUCUUCGGCCCAAGCCUUCCAUGAACAAGUCCUUGGUGGUUUUAUCUCUAGAAAGCUGCUUCUGCACAACCCAUUCGACCACAACACUCAACAAGCCCUUGCGGUGGCACCAACUCCUCCUAUAAGCCAUGAUAACAACGUCAAUGGUGCUGUCUUAGUUCUUCUCUCAGUCCUCAUCUGUGGAAUCAUCUUCUGCCUCGGGUUACAUUACUUCAUCUGUUUAGCCUUUAGACGCUAUUCAAGUUUCAUGAUCUCUGAGCCUGUCUCCAGUCUUUCAAUACAACAUGAUUCUUCAAACAAAGAAAUAAAAAAGAAAGCUCUUAUGACGUUCCCAGUCGUGAGUUACUCACAUGAUAUGAACCUCUCUGGGAUUGGUGAAGAGUGCGUCAUCUGCUUGUCGGAUUUUGUUUCUGGUGAAAAGCUCAGGCUGCUCCCUAAGUGCAACCACGGGUUCCAUGUUCGUUGCAUUGACAAGUGGCUUCAACAACACUUGACUUGUCCAAAAUGCAGACACUGUUUGGUUGACACAUGCCAGAAGAUAUUAGGUGACUUCAGUCAAGCUGAUCAAGUGACAGCAGCACCAACAGAGAGCGUAAUCCUCAGGAUAGCUCCUCUAGAACCUGAAGGAAGAGUAAACACUUUUAGAGAAAGCAGCUAAGUGCUCAGAAACCAUCAUUAGUAUAUGCUCAAGCUAGAUAUAGGAGAUUCUUUGUCUUUUAUUUUUAUAGCACAAAGUGUAUAUAGAGAGAAUAUGUCUCACUGAGUUCAUCAAACUUAUCUUUGCAGAUUUUUUUAUUUACAGUGGAAUGUAAAUUAUGCAA